AUGCAGUUUUGGAAUGCAUUCAACAAUUGGAAUUUCCGUUAUUGGGUUUACCUCCUUUUCGUUGGUUUCAUCGUCCACACUGUUGAACAUCUUUCGACUUACUUCCUCACCAAAGCCGCAAUACAGCAAGAUGAGGAAUCGGCGCUCAUGUUGGCAUCCCCGUUCGAUACCUGGGUGGGGUAUUUCUACUUCAUAUUUGGCCCA
Perkinsus marinus ATCC 50983 is the source of this 204-nucleotide messenger RNA. RefSeq lists its product as hypothetical. NCBI's taxonomy places the organism in Eukaryota, Perkinsozoa, Perkinsida, Perkinsidae. The transcript has a single exon. The annotation marks the transcript as partial. The record is from RefSeq and is a predicted model, not a curated record.